UAUGGAUCUUCGAAUUAUCAUUUCGAAACCGAUGAUUUAUAUUGUGUUUCCAUUGGAGGAGAUUGUUGACUUCAUAUUGGAACAAACUAGCGAUGGUAGUUGGGUUAGCGAUUUAGGCCUGAGCAUUCAAGUUGACUUGUUUAAAGUACUUUUGGAUGGGCGAUACGCGAUAGCGGCCGAAUUAGAUAUGGGAGAAUUACAAAAAUUUAAGAAUCAAAUAAUAGAAAUAGUUAAACGCUUUCGAGAACUGGAAGGCGGUAAUAAGCUUAUUUACGUUCCAAUGAACUACUUCAAGUUUGUUUUGGAUAAUCUCGUCUUGGUCGAGAAGAAGUAUGCAGUUCAAGUAACACCAUUUGAUUUGAUGAAAGACAAUAAAUUUUAUAUAGAGGGCGAGAAGGAUCAAACUCAAAAAGCUGCUAACUAUAUUCGAACUUUGAUCAAUCAGGAUAUGAAAGCUAAUCGAACUGAUCGCGUCGAAGAUUAA
Molecule: messenger RNA, 484 nt
Organism: Dimorphilus gyrociliatus
Lineage: Eukaryota; Metazoa; Annelida; Polychaeta; Dinophilidae
Source: the annotation of a GenBank genome assembly